GUCAAACAGUACCCAGCUCGGGUGCUGAGGGAUAUCAAGCGGAGAGAAGCCUUUGCCUCCACAGAGCUACUGCGGAAGGCGUACCUCUAUGUCGCGCGCAACGAGAUGCUGCCGGUCCAAGUAGAUUCGAAUGUCUGCGAUUGCUACGUUCUGCUGAUGCUUCGAGCAGAUACGGACACAGGCACAGCUCUCACUGCAGUCGCCUGCGAUCUUCUCUACGGCAAGCAGACCCUCUGCGCCCAAGAACAGGUGCGUAGAGACCGGACGGGGCAGAGGUGUGCUUGGCAAGAUUGGACUUUGCAGGGUGAGGCGCUCGCCGUCAGACGCUUGAUGUACCUGAUCGAAACUGACUUCACAGCAUCAAUUUAAGCUCAAGGCUACCCGUGGUGAGCUCAACGGGUGGAGCAAAGCAUCUUGGUAGCCUCGUCCUGAAUCAUCUGUCUUUUGUUGUAAACUCGCGCAUCUGCAGCUUUGUCAUGGAAGAAAGGCAGUCUGCUGCCACAUUCAGCUGGCCUUUGGCAGCUCAGCUGGCAUGCGUCGUUUGGGUGUCGGCCAUGUAUGCCAUUGGCAACCUCGGUCGAUACGUUGCACGCUCACGCUACACAGGCCAAUUCGAGCAGCCAAAGCCGACGACAGCUCAGCCUGGCGUCACUAUCCUGAGGCCGCUCCGUGGGCUGGACUGCAACCUGUACGACAACCUGGAAGCGUCAUUCAGGCAGGAUUACGCAGACAAGGAGAUUAUCUGUUCCGUUGCAUCAUCGGCAGACCAAGCCAUCCCCAUCGUGAAUGAUCUCAUCGCCAAAUACCCGGCCGUCAAAGCCAAGCUCCUCAUUGGCGAACAAGACGUAGGGGUCAAUCCAAAGAUCAACAAUCUCGUGCGCUCGUAUCACGAGGCAACGCAUGAUCUGCUCUGGAUUCUAGAUGCCAAUGUUCUAAUGGACGUAGGCGCGCUCACGCGAGCUGUUCAAGCCUUGCAAAGCACGUCCGGCUCGCGAUCUAUCGGACUUGUCCAUCAUGUCCCUUUCGCACUCAUGCCAGAUGUAUCGCUGGGUGCAAGGAUCGAGCAAGUCUUUCUCUGUACGACCCAUGCCAAGAUGUAUCUCGCCAUCAAUUUCCUUCGAGUCGAUUCUUGCGUCAUGGGCAAGUCAACGCUCUUCCGGCGAUCGGACCUGAACGUAGCUACGACCAAACGAGCAGCACGAUCCAAGUCGACGAACGCUGCUACUGGCUUAGAGGCUUUCGGGCGAUACUUGGGCGAAGACAAUAUGAUAGGCUCUGCCAUCUGGCAUGACUUGGGCUACCGACAUGCCAUGUCAGUGGACGUAGCAGGUAACACCAUCGGCUCCAUGGCCCUCUCGUCGUACUUCUGGCGACGAGUCAGAUGGAUCCGUGUACGAAAGUACAUGGUCACUGCCUCUACCCUUGUCGAACCUCUGACAGAAUCAGUCGUCUGCGGUAUCAUGAUAGCAUACGGAUUCAAUCGCCUGUUACCUAUCUGGCUCGUACUGCUGCUCCACUUCGGCUCGUGGUAUGCAACCGACGUGGCAGUGUACCACGCGCUACAGCGAGCAGCACCCUACGAAAGCGGUCGAGCAGCUCACGAUGGGCCCGGCGUAGCUUUCUUUCGAGCCUGGAUCUUGCGAGAGCUUUCCGCCUUGCCCAUAUGGAUCUUUGCCAUGGCGGGCGAUAGGGUAGGAUGGAGAGAUGACGGCAAACAGUAUCGCGUCAGAUCGAAUGGCGAGGUGGAAGAGGCUGCAGCUGAGCCGCCGGGACAGCUUCAGAAGGGCUUGCUCUGGCUCUGGAGGAAAGGACCACUACACGGCAGACGGAGCGGCUACAGGGUCUUGCCUGUCGAUACACCCACGAUCAGAUGACAACAUGCAUGCAUCAUUCUGUUGUAUCCAUCGGUGUAUGUGCAUCAUCAACCCGCAGAGAUUCCUGAGCGACCGG
Messenger RNA from Mixia osmundae IAM 14324, 1950 nucleotides. RefSeq names its product glycosyltransferase family 21 protein. Gene Ontology annotation, biological process: glucosylceramide biosynthetic process. NCBI's taxonomy places the organism in Eukaryota, Fungi, Basidiomycota, Mixiomycetes, Mixiales, Mixiaceae. The record is from RefSeq and is a predicted model, not a curated record. Gene Ontology annotation, molecular function: ceramide glucosyltransferase activity. The coding region runs from base 477 to 1874 and encodes 465 amino acids. Gene Ontology annotation, cellular component: membrane. The transcript is spliced from 4 exons.